Aureococcus anophagefferens is the source of this 1095-nucleotide messenger RNA. RefSeq lists its product as hypothetical. Lineage: Eukaryota; Pelagophyceae; Pelagomonadales; Pelagomonadaceae. The annotation marks the transcript as partial. The record is from RefSeq and is a predicted model, not a curated record. The transcript has 4 exons.
AUGCCGGUCUGCGAGGCCUGCGGCGUCGCCCACGCGAAGCUGCAGUGCGCGCGCUGCGGCCAGGCCUGGUACUGCGGCCGGGCCUGCCAGAAGCGCGACUGGCGGAGCGGCCACAAGCACUCCUGCGCGGACCGCGCGGCGCUGACGGACGUCGACGGCAACGCGGCGCAGAAGCGGCCGUCGCCCUUCGGCGCGGCGCCGCGGGAGAUGUACAUCCCCCAGGACGAGGCGACGGCCUUCAUCGAGAGCCGCGAGGAGGGCUUCUGGGAGGGCGUCAACGAGAAGGGCUGCGCGCUCUUUCCCGGUUUGCGGUGGAUCUACACGGCGAACGUCACCGCGCCGGGCGGCCGCCACUACUGGAUCGUCGAGGGCACGUCGGAGAAUCUGCUGCUGGCGGUCUGCACGCGGGAGGACGGCACCAUGUCCUGCCAGAGCCGCGAGGAUCUCGCGGAGCGCGGCUGGGACCGCGCGCGCAUCGAGGUCGCCUACGAGGAGCACCGCGCCUUCGCGGAGAACAUGCGGCGCAUGGUGGAAGGAGACCCCUGGUCGAUCCGCGACAAGCCCCUGCUCGUGCGCUGCGAGCACGACAGCGGGGGCUACGCCUGCCGCGUGCUGAUUUUCGACGAGGAGAACGUCGGCGACGUGACGUCGCUGUCCUGGUGGCGGCCCGCGCUGAGCCACGAGCGGGUCCUGGAGCUCGACGCGCGGCGCGAGGCCGCGCGGGCCGUCGAGCAGGCGGGGGAUCACGAGAACGCGGUCGUGGCCUACGACGACAUCCUGGGCGCGCUGCUCGCGAAGUGCCUCUUCUCGCGGGCCUCGUGCCGCCUCGCGCUCGGCGGGCGCGACAACCUGCGGAGCGCCUUCGAUGACAGCCAACGGGCGCUGACGAACUCGAGGCACUCGGGCUGGUUACGAGCUGGAUUGGAUGAGGACGCGGUCAUCUUGGCCGACGACUUCGAGCAGCUCCGAGGGCGCAUGAUCGAUGCGAUGGGCGACCUCAGCGAGGCGCUGGCGGCGCGGCCCCGGGCGACGCACGUCGACGGCGUCAUGGACUGGCAGAUCAAGCAGAGGGAAUUCGAGGCGCAGAAGGCGCGG